Misgurnus anguillicaudatus (oriental weatherfish) is the source of this 3232-nucleotide messenger RNA. RefSeq names its product pyroglutamyl-peptidase 1. NCBI's taxonomy places the organism in Eukaryota, Metazoa, Chordata, Actinopteri, Cypriniformes, Cobitidae. Gene Ontology annotation, cellular component: cytosol. Gene Ontology annotation, molecular function: pyroglutamyl-peptidase activity. Gene Ontology annotation, biological process: proteolysis. The record is from RefSeq and is a predicted model, not a curated record.
CGUCACUUUAGAAGAAGCCCAGUACAGGAAGAAUCUUCGGAGAUGGUUUGUGUUUAUAAAAUUCCCAUCUGAUGAAAGAUCGAUAUUUUCUUUGUUGAAGAUCUGUCUCAUUUCUGUAUUAACACCAGAGAUGGAUCAGAAGAAGACGGUUAUUGUGACAGGUUUUGAGCCGUUCGGUGAGCACACGGUCAAUGCCAGCUGGGUGGCAGUACAGGAGCUGAAGAAACUGGGUUUGGGUCCAGAUAUAAACCUUCAUGUUGCUGAAGUUCCUGUGGAGUAUCAAGCGGUCCAGACUCUUCUACCGUCACUAUGGAAACAGCAUCUCCCACAUUUAGUGGUCCACGUUGGAGUUUCCGGAAUGGCCACCACGGUAACACUUGAACAGUGUGGUCAUAACCACGGUUAUCUUCGUCUUGACAACAGCAGAUUCUGUCCUAAGUCCCGUUGCUGUAUGGAGGGAGGCCCGGAUUGCCUUCAUUCUGUCAUAGACAUGGAUGUUGUGUGUCGGAGAGUGAACUCAUCUGGGCUUGGGGUCACUGUGUCUGUGUCAAAGGAUGCAGGGAGAUAUCUGUGUGAUUACACCUAUUACAUGUCGCUGUACCUGGGUGAGGGUAGAUCUGCGUUCGUUCAUGUUCCUCCCCUGGGUAAUCCCUACAGCCCAGAGGAGCUCGCGCGCGCCCUCAGGGCCGUUGUCCUGGAAAUGCUCGAACUGAUGGAGCACAGCGACGGGACGAAACACUGCAUGCACCACCAAUGAGAACGGAGGGGCGAGUCUCGAGCGGCUCGCUCACUACACAUGUAGCCUGGUUUUGGAUUCGGGGGUUAGGUGUCUUAACUUGCGUGCUACAUUACAGGAGCAUUCAGCUGGUUUGAGAUACACCCUAUGUUUUAAACUCAAUCCAACAGUUGUGCUCAAGCAGGAUAGGAGGCAUUUUAUGGGGUAUACUUGAAAUAUGCAGGGAUUUGAUGCAUAAUAGUCAAGUCUUCUAAAAGUAAACUUUUUAGGAGCAGUUCACCUAAAAAGUCGUUACCCUGGUGAUUUUAUGUUAUUUGUGGAACACAGGCAUACAUUUGUGGACAAAAAUGUUGGCACCCUUGGUAAAUAUGAGCAAGAAAAGAUGUGAAAAUAAAUCAAUGUUUCUCCUUUUGAGCUUUUAUGUAAAACAAUCACAAAAAUCCAAUGUUUCAUUCAAAUAAAACAAUUGAAAGUGGGGAGGGGUACAUUAUAAAAUAAAAAAAUUCUCUAAUACACUAACUCUAAUUUUUAUGUGUAAAAUAUCUCCUAUUGAUAUUAACAUUUUCUUAGCACACCAAGGUGACAUGAUGUUGUUCAGUCUACUGUUUUACAGGGAAAUAAAUAUAAAGUAGCACAAAGCCAGAAUCCCCUUAAUCAUUCAUCAAAAUGGGUGAAACCAAAUACUAUAGUUUUGAUGUGCUGCAAAAAGAUUGCUGAGCUACACAAUAUAGAAAGUGGCUUUAAAGAAAUAGUUAAGACCAUAUAAACAUAUAUUUCCACAGCUAGGGCAAUAACGAAGAGGUUUUAAUCGAUUGAAGAUUUUGCAAAACUGCCUGAAAGAGGAUGUGUGACUAUAUCAUCUAUAUUCAAAAGACUCUCCAAGGAUCACAGAUGGAGAACUUCAGAAAUCUGUUGAAUCUUGUGGUCAGAAAGCUUUAAAAUAAAUAAAUAAAAGAAAAAAGGGCUCUUCGAUCACCACAAGUUGUUUGGGACACAGUUUAGGAAAUCCUCUGCUCUCGUGCAUAUUCAUUUGUCGUACUGGAACUUUAAACAGGUCCGAGUUCUGCGGCCAUAUGAAACCAAAAAGACUUUAUUAAAAAGAGCAACAGGAAUACAAGAUGCUUGUAUAAAGUGCUCUGUGUCUAAAGUUAAAUAUACAGCCAGAUCCUUAUUGAUGUGAAGCUUUUUUUACACCAGAGGUCCUGGACAUCUUAUUCAGAUAGAUUGCAUCAUGGAUUAAAUCAAAUACCAACAGAUAAAAAAGCCAAAUCUUGACUUCCUCUGCUGCUUAUAAUGAGUUGUGGUUAAAUCUUCCAUCAAAACAAAUCUAAGAUCACGUGCCAUUAAUUCUUUAACCUAAAAGAAGAAUCAGAGCUGUUAUACUUGCAAAUGAAGGUAGAAAAUAGUAUUGGGGGGAAAAGUUUUAUUAUGUAACUUUCCCCCAGCUUUCAAAUAUUUUUCUUCAGUGAAACACAAGAUUUUUUUGUGAUUUUUUUUAUAUAAAAGAUAAAAGAGAAACAAUGCAGAUGUAUUUUCCCAGCUUUCUUUUCUCAUAUUUAUCAAGCAUAUUUGCCAAUAUUUUUGUCCACAACUGUAUAGCGGCAAAUUUUUGAAGUGACUGCAUGGUGCUUUUAUGUAUUUACUUUCAUUAAAUGGAAAAUCAUAUCUACUGUAUGUGAUGUAAAUGAACGUCAUUUUGAUUUGGUACAAAUAAGGGGGAGUAAAUGACUUUUCAUAAAUGAAAAUAGUAGGGUUAGGUGAUUCUGUUUAUAUUCAUUUUCAUUGGAUCAUGUAUUUCUGCAGUAUUAAUACAAGGUUGUUUCAUCUGCAAAUUUCAAAUAUACCCCAACCACACCGGAUAAAAGCACAGCCUUUGCUAUCAUUCAUUACAAAACCACUACCAUUGUAUAAGAAUAUCUUAAGAAUACAAAUAUUUUCAUGUACAAAACACAAAGAGGCCUAAAUCUGAUGCCUUUUGAGUAACCCAAUGUGUGUUGCUCUCAGUGAGCUGUUAGGACAUCAGGACUGCUGUCACAGACUCCAACCACUGUUCACUUUUAUCUCUUUAUAUAUGACAUGUGAAGUUGUGAGACCUAGGGUGAUGUAUCUCUGUGGACAUUAUUUCAUAUGCUGUCCUUACAUUUUGUUCACACUCUCUAUGAUGACUAUUGAUGACCAAUGGACAGUAUAUAUGUAUAUUAACAUGUUAUAUGACUUGGUUUUAAUAGUCUUCUUUAGCUUUUAACUUGUUUUUCUUAACUUUAUACUGGAAUCUAAGUCAUCGGUCAAAUGCAGUGGACCAAACACAUGAUGCUGUGAAUCUUGACUCCUUUUUUAAUAUUCAGUGGCUGAAACAGAAUGUUAUUUUCAGGAUAUUUUUGUUUUUAUUGUUAAAUGUUCUCAACCUGAUUCAUGUGGAAAACUGUUGUGAUUUAACUCUUCUAACUUUCCACGAUCUUUUACAAACUAAAUGUCAAUAAAUAAUGAUCUGCCUUA